Molecule: messenger RNA, 902 nt
Organism: Telopea speciosissima
Lineage: Eukaryota; Viridiplantae; Streptophyta; Magnoliopsida; Proteales; Proteaceae
Product: protein THYLAKOID ASSEMBLY 8, chloroplastic
Exons: 1
Coding region: 44-784 (246 amino acids)
Biological process (GO): chloroplast organization; Group II intron splicing
Molecular function (GO): protein binding; RNA binding
Source: RefSeq, a predicted model, not a curated record
CCUAUCUCCAUAAAAGUAUGAGUCAGAGUCUCUUUCUUCGUUAAUGUAUAUGAGAGUCAUGGCUUCAUCUCUCCGCUUAAAUCACUCCUGCUUCUCUCCCUCUUAUUCAUCUCCAACACCUAAACCUCACAGAAACUGCGUCGCAAUAAUACGAUGCGGCCCAAGGGACAACCGAGGACCGCUGCAUCGCGGCAGAAUUCUGAGCAUAGAAGCAAUUCAAGCCGUUCAAGCACUGAAACGAGCCGAAAGAGUAAACGAGACACAGAUCGACGAAUUCGUCUCCAAAACCCUAUCCCGACUCAUCAAACAAGACCUCCUUGCGUCCCUGAAAGAGCUCCUCAGGCAAGAUCGGUGUCAUCUCGCCCUUAAGGUCUUUGAAGCCGCAAGGUCUGAGCUCUGGUACAAGACCGAUUGCUCUCUGUACGCAGACAUGGUGACGGCAUUGGCAAGGACAGGGAUGAUAGAGGAGAUUGACCGUCUGAUAUCUGUGGAUCUGGAAAGGGACGGGUUGGGCGCCAGUGAAGAACGAGGGCUUUCUCGGCUCGUCAAGGCAUUGAUUGCUGCGGAGAGGACAGAAUCGGUGGUUAGGGUUUAUGGGUUGAUGAAGAGAUGUGGGUGGGUAUCUGCAUCUGCAUCUGCUUCUGCUUCUGCAACUGAUGAGUAUGUGGUUAAGAUAUUGAGCAGAGGGUUGAGGAGAUUGGGGGAGGAGCGAGUUGCUGAUGAGGUUGAAAUGGAACUUAUGAGUUCUGUCCCAAAAGGCAAAUUGGAUGAACUGAGGGCUUGAAAUAGAUGCUUCUACCCCAUUGUUAGGGUAAGGUUGAUUUAGAUGAGGCUUGUUUGGUUGUGUACCUGUUUUACUUUUAUUGUUUAUAGUUUUAGAAAAUUCCCAGAACAAAUAAGAA